Messenger RNA from Clonostachys byssicola, 1110 nucleotides. The record is from the annotation of a GenBank genome assembly. Lineage: Eukaryota; Fungi; Ascomycota; Sordariomycetes; Hypocreales; Bionectriaceae.
AUGCGAACAGAACUGGUAUAUCUGGCUACCACAGCCGCGCUAUGGCCUGCGGUCCAUGGAUCAGGUUCGUGGCGGAAUAAUCUAAAACAUGUGGUAUUCUUCGGAGACUCCUUCACGGACCAGUCCAGAGCACAUUCGAUCAGCAACGGCACGUACCCCGGAAAAUACUACAAGACCAUCUACCCUCCUGAUGACCCUGCGGCAGAGGGCCGAGUCUCUUGGCCUCGCGAUCUGCCCUAUGAAAACUACGCAGUCGGGGGCGCAGUAUGCAGCAACGACCUCACGCCAGGCUUCAACGUCCCCGCCGUGUCGGGCGGCCAGCUCGCCUGGUUCGCAGAGGACCAUGUACUUUCUAACGGAACUGGACAUGUCCCACCAAAGCUGGACAUCCCUGGCGCAAACACACUCGCGAUACUCUGGAUAGGCACGAAUGACCUCGGACUGCACUCGCUGCUGGCACCCAACGCCUCCGAAGGCAGAACAUACUGGCCCAACAUUCCUCCGCUCACCCCGGCAGUCCCGCCAAUCGCCCCCGGAAACGACAAUGCCACGACGAUGCUGGAUCUAGCGGAUUGCCAGCUUAGCUCUCUCCAGGAGCUCUAUGACUACGGAGUGCGGAACUUCCUCCUCUUGUCGACGAUUCCUCUGCAUUUGACGAAGCUAUACUCGGCCGUCGAUGAUCCCGUAAUUUACUGGCCGGAGCCGCAUGACGGAGCUUCAUGGCACAGACAGGCAAGUCUGGCGGAAGUAUAUCGCUCGAUGGCUAUGUUUCAAUACGCCAACGCGCUGAAUGCCCUCUUGCAGGUGGGAGUCGGGAGGUUUUCUCAAAAGAGGGACGCGCGGAUAGAAUAUUUCGACACGUACAAGUUCUUCGAAGAGAUAUAUCUCAAUCCGGAUCAAUACUUCAACGGGACUGCGCCGGCCAACGUGACAGGCCAUUGCCAUCAGUGCCCCAAUGCGACUGAUUGGCGUUACUGCGGAGUGGGAGAUUGUACUUGGGAAGAGAGGGAUAGCUACAUGUGGUGGGAUGAAUUGCAUCCAAGCGAGCAGACUGGGCGGUUAUUGGCUAAGGAAAUUGUCAACAAACUAGAGGGGCGCUCCAAAUAUUGA